This is a messenger RNA of Ectocarpus siliculosus, 622 nucleotides long. The record is from the annotation of a GenBank genome assembly. NCBI's taxonomy places the organism in Eukaryota, Phaeophyceae, Ectocarpales, Ectocarpaceae.
CUGAAGCAGCGUUGUGUGUUUGUGCGCCUGCGAAGGAUGAAGACAAGACAUAGCGCCCUCGUGAUCUUCAUCGUUGCUUCAUGGGUGGGACUAGCGCAGUCGUGGGGUGGAGGGCGACGAGCAGAAGACAAGACACACACUCUUGCGUGGGAGGCAUUCUCCGCAGAUAUGGGUCGAGGCGAUUGCACAAUGGACUCCCUUUCGGAACAAGCUAGCGUCACCUUGCCAAUCGGACAGACCGUCACCAAGGAUGAGUACCGGCUAGCGUGCGAGAACAGCAUGGGGGACACAACCGUCGGCGAGACUUCCCUCCACGACGGGAAGUUGGUCUCGAUCGACAGGGUGAACUUUAGCGUCGAGGCGAUGGUGACGGCAAAGGCGACAUCGCUCAAGACCGGCUUCCAGCAAGACGUCAGCUACCCCGCGGCUUUUUUCAUGACGAUCGACCUCAGGACAAAUAAGUUAGCUGAAGUGCGCAUGUACGCGCAAAAUAUCGCCCUGCUGGCGGCGAGGGGGUACACCAUGAUCCCAUCUAGCAGCUAUGGUCCGGUCAUCCGCCCGGUGUGAUGAUGAUGCGGUGCACAACCGUUCUGUUGAUGGAGUAUUUUGGUUUCUUCGGCGA